AUGCCCAGGAGCCUGGCGUGCCUUGGCCUGACAGGCGUCAACUGUUUUUUUUCUGACGGGACCCGUCCGUUUUCACGAUCUUCUACCCUUUGUGCAGCCCCUGAGGCGGAUUGUGGCGGUGGCUGUCAGAUUCAUGUGUCGUUUUUCAUGAUGCUGUCUCACUCCCAGGCAUAUCGUGAAUUCGGCUUAACAACGCAAGAACACCGCUUUUUCUCGUUCAAUUUGGAUACCCUCAAAAUAGUUUUGACCUUAGCGCAGUUUGGGGGUAUCCAAAUCGAACGAGAAAAAGCGGUAGAAUACCUCGCCUCCUUGGGUUGA
Neurospora tetraspora is the source of this 318-nucleotide messenger RNA. RefSeq lists its product as uncharacterized. NCBI's taxonomy places the organism in Eukaryota, Fungi, Ascomycota, Sordariomycetes, Sordariales, Sordariaceae. The record is from RefSeq and is a predicted model, not a curated record. Bases 1 to 318 code for a protein of 105 amino acids. The transcript has 3 exons.